Messenger RNA from Heterostelium album PN500, 2670 nucleotides. RefSeq names its product Mitochondrial RNA helicase. The coding region runs from base 1 to 2670 and encodes 889 amino acids. Gene Ontology annotation, molecular function: ATP binding; RNA helicase activity; hydrolase activity, acting on acid anhydrides. Gene Ontology annotation, cellular component: mitochondrial degradosome. Gene Ontology annotation, biological process: RNA catabolic process; mitochondrial RNA 3'-end processing. The record is from RefSeq and is a predicted model, not a curated record. The transcript is spliced from 3 exons. NCBI's taxonomy places the organism in Eukaryota, Evosea, Eumycetozoa, Acytosteliales, Acytosteliaceae.
AUGUUCAGAUUAAUAAAUAAUAGAUUCAUUUCAAAUUCAAAAUCGAAUCAAUUUUUAUUAUCUAAAUAUUAUUGUUCAAACUAUUUCUGUACAACUACUUCCAUUAAUUUUACAUCUAAUUUAAAUAAUAAUAUACAUAACAAUAAUAGUACAUCUAAUAAUAAUAGUAAUAAUAGUAAUAUUAUAAAUGAUAUAAAUAGAAUACAAAACGAAACAACACAACAGCUAAAACAACAAAAUUUUAAUAAUAUAAAUAAACAAAAGAAAAACAAUGAAGAAUCUUUUGAGGAUGAAGAAAUCAAGUUAGAGGAGGAUGAGCAUGAUGAUGAAGAUGAAUAUUGUCUAGUUCAUUCGAAUAUGAAUAAUGGUAUUCCAAUUAAAAAAUUAAAUCGAUUUAGAUUCAAUUACCUGGGAGUAAAGUUUCAAAUCGAUGCAAUGUCAAACUGCUCCGUAUCGGAUUUCAUCAAGUUAAUCUCUAGUUCAACGUUGUUUAGUAAAAACAUGGUAUUAAGAUUAAGAAAGAAAGAAAUGUUAAAGACAAUGUCGAGGCAAGACUACAUUGCAUUGAUAAGAAGAGAAAAAUCAUUCUUGAAAUCACCAUACAUCCAAUCAUCUAACUCGAUCUCACCGUUCAACUAUAAUCUUGAAUUCAAUGGAGAGCAAUGUGAUCAAAAUUCAUUGUUAAAUUCAUUUUUCAAUAACAUUAACACAACCACCACAACCACCAACACUAAAGAUCAAAUCAAUUCAUCUGAAAUAAUAUUCGAAUUAACACAUUCAAAAGAAUCAUUAAGUAAUAACAGUAGUUAUGCUAAUAACAUUACAUAUCAAAAGGCAUUUGAGGAAUUGAAAUCACUUGCAAAAAUGAAGGAUCUUCAAAAUGAAUUUAAAUUAAGUGACCAACUUCUAGAUGAAUAUAUUCAAUCGUUUGAGAAUGAAUUGGCAAUAUGUCAUCCACAAAUAUUAAGAGAUUUACAAUUGGAUAAAAAAACUAAACAUAGAUUGGUUAAUUCUAUGAUUGAACAUUUUGAUUAUCAAAAAAGUUUAGAGUUAAAAAAGAAAAAGAAAAUGGCAUCUCCAAAUGAUUUGGUGGAGGAGAUGGCUGAUUUGAAAUACCCUCAUCGUUGGUUCCCAGAGGCACGUGCAAUCAAGAGAAAGUUUGUACUGCAUGUUGGACCGACCAACAGUGGAAAAACACACAAUGCUCUGGAAGCAUUGAAAAGUGCGGAUAGCGGUGUUUAUUGUGGUCCGCUACGUCUUUUGGCACAGGAGAUUUACGAUCGUUUGAAUGCCGUCGAUGUAAAAUGUAAUCUAUUGACUGGCCAACAGAAUUUGGUGGUGAGAGACGCUCGACAUUUGGCAUGUACAAUUGAGAUGGCUUCGACCAAUCGGUUGGUGGAUGUGGCGGUUAUCGAUGAGUUUCAGAUGAUUGCUGAUCUUGGACGUGGAUGGGCGUGGACACGUGCCGUUCUAGGGCUGCCAGCGAGAGAGAUUCAUUUGUGUGGUGAUAACACUGCGGUUUCGCUCAUUGAGAAGCUGGCAAAGACAACGGGUGACACGAUUGAAGUCCGCUACUACGAGAGACUGGCACCGCUCCGCGUGGAAUCGAAAUCUGUGGACUGGCGAAGAACUCUGGAGAAGGGCGAUUGUAUUAUAUCAUUCAGUAGAAGAGAUAUUCUGGAGACGAAAUCACUGAUUGAGCGACGUGGACUGAAAUGCGCGGUUGUGUAUGGUGCGCUUCCACCAGAGACUCGCGCGAAUCAGGCGCAGCUCUUCAACGAGCCAGACUCUGGCUACGACGUGUUGGUGGCGUCAGAUGCGAUAGGCAUGGGACUGAAUCUGAAUAUCAGACGUGUCAUUUUCUCAGAGAUCAAGAAAUUCGAUGGCAAAGAAAUGAGAAAGUUGGUUCAUAGUGAAGUGAAACAGAUUGCCGGAAGAGCAGGUCGUUUCCGCUCGGAGUUCCCAGAGGGUUUGGUGACGAGCGUAAGCAGCAUCAAUAUUGGCUACAUCAAAGAGCAGUUGGAGCUGCCAAAUGUCGUGACGGAACGUGCCGGAAUCUUCCCACAGGAAGCACAACUCGAGCAAUUUGCAAGACAUCUAGGAAAAGAGGUCAGAACAUUCUCCGAGUUACUGGAGCGAUUCUUUGAGUGUACCAAUCUAGAUAAUCUUUAUUUCAUGGAGAAUACUGAUGAUAAGAUAAAAGUGGCCAGACUCAUCGAUCACAUUAAAUUGCCAGUCAAGACUAAAUAUGCAUUUAUAAUGGCACCUCUCAAACUGAAGGAAAAGGAAUCGAAUAUCGAGAAGAUCUACGUAAAGUAUACCGCUCUUUUCGGAAGAGGUGUGGAAGUUCCACAUAUGGUAGAGGAACCGAUUUGCGUCAGCCAGGAUUACAAUGAUCUACAAAACUAUCUUGGUAGACUCGAAGAAUGCUACGCGAUUUUGGAUCUCUAUUUGUGGUUGGCACAACGAUUCCAAGUUCAAUUCUCACAGUUUGACACAGCCUAUCAACUUAGUAUCCAAGUGAAUCAAAACAUCACAGAUACACUGAUAAAACUAUCGAACCUUAAGAUCAGUAGAAGAGAAGAGAAACAGAAACUAAGAAAUCAAGAUAAUGCAAAUGGCAGCAACAUUCACAACAGAAAAAGAGUUUUUAGACAAUAUAUAAAUUAA